UUCGACUACGUCGUGAUGGCCACGAUCCUCCUCAACUGCGUCUUUCUCGCCAUGACGGAGACCGUGGAAGAGGCAGAAUACAUAUUUUUGGUGAUCUACACAGCUGAGAUGGUAAUUAAAAUAAUUGCCAAGGGCUUUGUUCUGAAUAAAUACACGUACCUGAGGAAUCCAUGGAAUUGGCUGGACUUCGUUGUAAUUACCAGCGGCUACGCCACGAUUGGCAUGGAAGUUGGAAAUUUGGCCGGAUUGAGAACAUUUCGUGUGCUGAGAGCGCUCAAAACUAUUUCCAUAAUGCCAGGACUCAAAGUCAUCAUCAACGCACUCCUUCACUCAUUUCGUCAAUUAGCGGAAGUAAUGACUCUUACAAUUUUCUGUUUGAUGGUUUUUGCCCUUUUCGCUCUCCAGGUUUACAUGGGCGAGCUUAGGAAUAAGUGUGUUAGGAAUCUUCCACAGGACUGGAAUAGUACAGCUGAAGAGUGGAAGAGUUGGGUGAAUGAUACAGAGAAUUGGAUUUACGACGAGGAGGGAUUUCCUCUGUUGUGCGGAAAUCUAACCGGUGCCCGUCACUGUCCUUCAGGUUACACAUGUUUAUGUAUAGGCAACAAUCCAAAUCACGGCUACACGAGCUUCGAUAACUUCAUGUGGUCCAUGCUCACCACUUUCCAGCUAAUAACCCUCGACUAUUGGGAGAAUGUUUACAAUAUGAUUUUGGCCACAUCUGGACCCAUGAGCGUCUCCUUCUUCACCGUCGUGGUCUUCUUCGGGUCCUUCUAUCUCAUCAACCUCAUGCUGGCCGUCGUAGCGUUGGCGUACGAGGAGGAGGCGCAAAUUACACUUGAGGAAAGAAAAAAAGACUUACUGGAUCACAGGGAUGAUUCCACAUUCAGUUUCGAUCCGUCCAAAUUGAAUGUGAAGAAGCUAAAUAAGAAUCAGAGGAAGAAGAUUGAUUCGCGCAAGGGCGUCCUGCUGGCCAGCUAUUCGCGCAAGAAGACCAGACGGAGAAAGGGAAAGACCAAGGAGGGCAACAGCAACAAUCAGCCAAAAGGAGGUCGAUCUGUGACGCCCAGUCCGAGUCCAAGUCCUCGGCCAGCGCUCGCCAUUCAGAGAGGACGAGGAGUCACAGUUCAGAGCACAGCACAAAAUCCCAACACUCUCCAUCCAUUAGGAGCCAAUUACAGGGGUCAGCUUCUGCCCAGCAGUCGCCAGGCGAGCUCCAACGCCAGCGAGGGCGGCGGCGUGAAUCGCGAAUCUUCCCUUGACGAUUCCGGCGUGGUGGACGAUCACGAUGAGCAGGACUUGGCCAUGGAAUUGCUCCAUGCGGCGAACAUUGAGCAACUCCAUCGGGAUGUGACGCCCGUCACUCUGGCGCUCUCGCCGCGAGAAGUGCGAAUAAUCAAGUGCAACGGAAAUAUAGCACGGAUGAAGAAGCACAACGUGUACGCCCUUCAUCCGGAGUAUCUAUCGCAAAUUGUUGUUUUAGAUGAUCUUCCUGAUCGAAAUUGUGACAGAUGUGUUCAAUGCUGCAUAGAUUACGAGGGCUGGCUACAGUUCCAAAAUUGUUUAUACAAAGUAGUUAAGGAUCCACUGUUUGAAUUAGCAAUUACGUUAUGUAUAGUCCUAAAUACAAUGUUCUUAGCGUUAGAACAUCACGGAAUGAGUGAAAAUAUUCGUCAAGCCUUGGAUAUUGGAAAUAAAGUGUUCACAUCAAUUUUUACUUUCGAAUGCAUUAUGAAGCUGAUGGCUUUAUCCAAAGACUUCUUCCUCUGCGGCUGGAAUAUCUUUGAUUUGAUCAUCGUAUCUGCCAGCCUUUUGGACAUUAUAUUUGAACUUGUUGAUGGACUGAGUGUCCUCAGAGGCCUGAGAUUGUUGAGAGUCCUGAAACUGGCUCAAUCAUGGACAACGAUGAAAGUUCUACUUAGUAUUAUUAUAUCGACAAUAGGUGCUCUCGGUAACUUGACUCUCGUCUUAGUGAUAGUUAUUUACAUAUUUGCCGUGAUUGGGAUGCAACUGUUCUCCAAGGAUUACACUCCGGACAAGUUCUUUCCCGAUCCCGUUCCCAGAUGGAAUUUCAACGAUUUUUUUCACUCCUUCAUGAUGAUUUUUCGCAUUCUCUGCGGAGAGUGGAUAGAACCGCUGUGGGACUGCAUGAGAGCCGAGGAGAAAGAUGGAGCCUCGUCGUGUUUUGCCAUCUUCCUGCCGACACUCGUAAUGGGAAAUUUCAUGGUGCUGAAUUUGUUCUUGGCCUUGUUGCUCAACAGUUUCAAUUCGGAGGAGCUUAAAUCGAAAAAAGAGGAGGUUGGAGAAGAGUCUAAAUUGGCAAGGAGUUUCGAGAGGAUACGUUCUAUUGUGCGAAAGAAGCGAAUGGCGAGAGAAGGGGCGAGACAGAAGCCAAAACUCGAGGAGAUUGUUAAUGAAGUGAUGGUAACGCGCAGGAGCAACAAAGAUCGACUCAAGACUGCUGAUAAACACUAUUUAUCUGUGGAAAUUCAACAAAAGACUCUGUAUAGGCAUAGUUAUCAGGAAUCGCUGAACAGACCAAUUUCUGGCUCCGACUUUGGACUAGACAUUCCUCUGAAUCCGAAAGGAUACCUUCAACCCAUAACAGGAAGUCAGGAGACUUUUCGCGAAGUUGAUGAUCGUCAGUUUCGGGAGGAUCAGUUAGAAUAUGAGGACUUGAAGCCUCCAGUUCCCAGUGAGAGAAAACUGUUGCACCAAAUAUCUUCAGGAUUCGGAACGCAGCAGAAUGACAGCCGCGACGAACCGACAACAACGGAAUCCAUCGAACUAAGGACACUUGGUCCGAUAAACUCCACAGACACUGAUCCAGGAGAUCUCGUCAUGACGGAGAUUGAUCACUUUGAAGAGCGCAGCCAGAAGGAGGAAGAGUUAACAGUGCGAUCGCCAGUGACGCAGCUCAAUAUAUCACCUCAGUCGAGGCGUUCUAGUCAGUUGUCCAGCAGUUUGAAGGUGCCUGAAGCCGGAAGAACACCUCCAAUUCCAGACACACAAGAUCACGAGGAUCUGCCAAAUCAGAUGAAUUUGCGCGAUGAACUGCUCAACUGCGAGCAGAAGGAAUUGUGGCAAUUUCUCAGUGAUGACUUCGACAACAGCAACAACUACUUCAGCGAGACAGUCGGAUACGGAAGUGCUCUCAUAGAUCCAGAUACAGACAGUCUCGUCUUCGACGAUGGACGUCGAGAUGACUCUGUGUUCUCCGACAGGAAAGUCUCAAGUGCGAGUCUGCGAUCGAAUUUGAGCAACAUCUCGAAUUCAAUCUUUCAAACAUUGGAGAUCAAGCGAGGAGGAAGCACAGACAAGAUGUAUCACGAUAAGAAACCCUUGGUUGAGACAUCAGAGUUUGAUUACUUGAUCGAGAGCUUCGACAAAGAAUUGACUGAUCUCAAGAAACAAUCUUCCCUUUCGCUCGAGCGGAAGCCAUCGAUCAAAGUGAGUCAGGACAAAACUGCAUCUCUUCCAGCCACUCUCGAGUCAUCUGAUAUUGUCCGUCGGCGACCGAAGCCCGUGCACGCCAUUCCUCCCGACAGAGGAAGUGUGAAGAUCAAGAGGCGCAGCCUGGAGAAGCAGAAGAAGAUCUCCGAUGAUGACUUCCACGUGCCGGCGGAAAUAAAGAAAAUCUGUGAUCAAAUGCAGGCACCCUUCGGCAACGAUUUGGGUGGAUUGAAGCCAAAAUCUGACUUUCAAGCCUCGUUCGAGCGGAUCAAGCGAACGAGCCUGAUAGAGCGCGUCGAGGAGGAGGAGCGGCAGCCUCUCAAGGUGGAAAGCGAGAAAUUGCCAAGGAAGUACCUGGGAAAGGAGUUGAGCCUCGAGCCACUUCCGCUGAAAGUGUGCCACAGCCAAGAUAACCUUAGAGCUAGCGCGUCACCCUUGCCAAAGUCCGGAAGCAUUCUUCCUGUCCAUCGUCAAGUGGAUGCGGUGAAGAGUGUAACUUUGGAUGUUGACUCUUCAGAGAAGUCUGAAAGCGAUUCCCGACGAACGACGAAAGGAAAGAGCCCGAAGUCAGACAAGAAAGCGAAAGCGAGCGAUAAACCAUGGCACUGUUUGGUAUCAUACGUGGACGAUCUAACCGUGGGUGGUCGACGAAAUUCCAAAGGGUGCUAUGAGGAUCCCAUGUCAUUCCCCAGCUUCGGGCGAAAUCGCUCGCAGAAGGUACCACAGGAUUGUUUCCCGCAACGUUGCUACGAACGAUGUCCGUGCUUCCAGCGUUUCCUGAACUCACCACUUGGCAAUGUGUGGACCGCAGUGCGAACGGCCGUGCUGACCAUUGUAGACACGCCGACGUUCGAGUGGUUCGUCCUCGUCUUGAUAUUCGCCUCCAGUAUUACGCUAUGCUUCGAGGACAUCCACUUGGACUCGAAUGUGCGCCUGAAGAAGAUCCUCUACUGGACAAAUCUGGGCUUCUGCCUAAUCUUCAUUAUCGAGAUGGUCCUCAAGUGGAUAGCUCUCGGUUUCACCAAGUACUUCACCAGCUUCUGGACCAUACUGGAUUUCAUAAUCGUCUUUGUGUCCGUCUUCUCACUACUCAUUGAGGAGAAUGAAAACCUGCGGGUUCUCCGCUCGUUGCGGACACUGAGAGCACUCCGGCCAUUACGUGCCAUUUCAAGAUGGCAAGGAAUGAGAAUUGUAGUGAAUGCUCUCAUGUACGCGAUUCCUUCGAUUUUCAAUGUCCUCCUUGUGUGUCUCGUCUUUUGGCUCAUUUUCUCCAUCAUGGGCGUCCAGUUCUUUGGCGGCAAGUUCUUCAAGUGCAUCGACGACGACGGUGAACUCCUCCCUGUUGACAUAGUCAACGAUCGCGAGCAGUGCUUCGCCCUCAAUUACACCUGGGUCAACUCCAAGAUCACUUUCGAUCACGUCGGAAUGGGCUACUUGGCCCUCCUCCAAGUGGCUACGUUCGAGGGCUGGAUGGAAGUCAUGGCGGAUGCCGUUGAUGCUCGCGGUGUCGAUCUGCAACCUCAGCGAGAGGCCAAUUUGUAUGCUUACUUCUACUUUGUGAUAUUCAUAGUGUGCGGAUCGUUCUUCACUCUCAAUCUCUUCAUCGGAGUGAUCAUUGACAACUUCAAUAUGCUAAAGAAAAAGUACGAGGGAGGAGUGUUAGAGAUGUUUCUCACAGAAUCACAGAAACACUAUUACACAGCCAUGAAGAAGUUGGGUCGCAAGAAACCACAGAAAGUAAUCAAGAGGCCAAUCAAUCAGUUCUUGGCCAUGUUCUACGAUCUCUCAAAUUCACGAAGAUUCGAGAUAGCCAUAUUUGUGCUGAUCUUCCUGAAUAUGCUGACAAUGGGAAUUGAACACUACAACCAACCGCAUGCUGUGUUCUUUAUUCUCGAAGUGAGCAACGCGUUCUUCACAACAGUCUUCGGCCUGGAGGCGAUUGUGAAGAUCGUGGGACUGAGAUAUCACUACUUCACUGUGCCAUGGAAUGUCUUUGACUUCCUCCUCGUGCUCGCGUCCAUACUUGGCAUACUCAUGGAGGACAUCAUGAUCGACCUGCCCGUGUCGCCGACGCUGCUCAGAGUGGUCAGAGUGUUCCGCAUCGGCAGGAUCUUGAGGCUCAUCAAGGCGGCCAAGGGAAUCAGGAAGCUCCUCUUCGCGCUAGUCGUCUCGUUACCGGCGCUGUUCAACAUCGGCGCCCUGCUGGCGCUGAUCACCUUCAUCUACGCCAUCCUGGGCAUGUCACUCUUCGGACAUGUGCGCCUGCAAGGCGCCCUGGACGACAUGGUGAACUUCCAGACGUUCAGCCGCAGCAUGCAACUGCUCUUUCGUCUCAUGACCUCCGCGGGCUGGAAUGAUGUGCUGGAGUCGCUGAUGAUCCAGCCGCCGGACUGCGAGCUCGGCAGCACACCGUCAGCCAAUGGGGACUGUGGACACCCUUUGCUGGCCAUCACGUACUUCACCAGCUUCAUUAUAAUCAGCUACAUGAUCGUGAUCAAUAUGUACAUCGCCAUCAUCCUGGAGAACUUCAACCAAGCGCACCAGGAGGAGGAGAUCGGCAUUGUGGAGGACGAUCUGGAGAUGUUUUACAUACGCUGGUCAAAAUACGACCCACACGCCACACAAUUCAUACACUUUUCCCAACUGUCCGACUUCAUAUCGUCACUGGACCCACCGCUGGGCAUCCCGAAGCCCAACACGGUGGCCCUGGUGUCUUUCAAUCUGCCCAUCUCGAAGGGCAACAAAAUACACUGUCUCGAUAUACUGCACGCACUGGUGAAACACGUCCUGGGUCACGUGGAAGAGACGGACAACUUUAAGCAGUUGCAGGAGCAGAUGGACAUCAAGUUCAAGAAACAAUUCCCCACACGCAAAGAGCUGGAGAUUGUCAGUUCGACGCGUGUGUGGAAGAGACAGGACAAGGCGGCUAAAUUGAUUCAGGGCACAUGGAGGGAGUACUUGAGACAGAAGCGCGAGCGCGAACGAUCACCGAUAUCACAGGAUGAUGAACACACUCAAACUUCGAGUCCUGGCGGGUGGCAGAGCAAAUUGCAGGCGCUCAAUUUUUUGCAUUUGCAAGUACAUAGACGCGGCACCGCCACAUCGAGUCGAGCGUCCUCGCGGAAGUCGUCUCGAUGCAGUGAGGGAUCGGAUUUGAGCGAGUUAACUGGGCCCUGGCUUAAUUUACCUCUGAUGUUAGUUUCUGGAACUGGUGACCUGGUCAAAGAUAUGAAAAAUCUACAGCAAAACGGAGACGGAGGCACGCCGGGCCAGCAGGACGGCACGAAACCAGUGCGUCGUCGCAGCUUCUACAACUUCUUCCUGCGCCACCAGGACGCUGUGGAUGACGUGGCGGCGUCACCGUCUGUCCUCAGGAAGAGUGUCACGCCAAGUGGGACAAUUGUGUCUCUCAAUAACACUGAUGAGAAGUGCGAAGUUGUACAGUGCUCAUCAACACCUAAAGCCAAAAGGGCCACAAGCUUCAUUAAAAAGAAACCGCCAUUAGAGCGCGGCCUUUCAGCACAAAGCGCACUGCGAGUCAAUAGAAAUGCUUUCGUUUCUGACGGACCUUCUGGACCUGCAGAUGUGAGUAUUCUAGUGACGGAACCUUCGCCAGACACUCCACAUGUUCCAGGUGAGCGUCUUCAGGCCGAUCAGACGCUAGUUCAUGUGCUCGUUCACAGAGAGAGCGAGGAGUAUCACACCGACGCCGAAGAUGGCGGAAAAACAGCGUCCUCUUCAGCUGCGAUAGCAGGUGAACUGGCAAAACGUAAGCCACACGAAUUACCAACACACGACAUUUAUGCUAUAGAGCCGCCAUCUUCGUCGGUGACCAUUAUGGUGGAGAGUCCGAAGGAGCCGCCAAAGGGUGACUUUUCAUCCCCUGACGCCACAACCAUUGACAUCAACGACCCAAUUGACGUGAACAUGCCCGUCGACACGACGAACAUCUUCUACGAUUACGACGAGGCGGCGGACAGCGAAGGACAGUUCGAAGCGUCGCCGCCAGAUCAGGAAAGGUGACUACAGAGUGAGUGGAAGGCAGACAAGGACGAUCCAGCAGACAGUUGACAAUCUUCUAAUUCCUGAGUACUCUUUAGCAUAGAGAGAAUUUUUAGGGAAUUCCCAGCGCGGAAUCAAAUCUCAAGUUUAACUAAAUUGUAUAAAGAGAAUCUGCUAGAGAUUCUCCUUCAAGCUCUCAUGUAAGAACAAAAAGGAGAAAAUGACAAAGUGUAGGAAUUUUUUGUAGAUAGCGAUAUAAUGUCACAAAGAAUUAUACGAAUACCAUCUUUUAAAAGACUUUGACCUACAAAUUACCGUGCAUUUUCAUCCUGAUGGUGAAAAGAAAAAGGCGUAAGUUUUGAGAGUGUGAAGAAAUAGACCAAGAAUACACAAUACUUAUAGAAAUGUCAUUAAAAGAAUAGCCAGCAGAUAAGAUGCAUCAAAGCACUUCCAAGUAAAAUAGAUAAAGGAAAAUAUUAUAAAUGAUUGCAUAAUAAACAAUUUUAAAGGUGGAAAACAAAACGAAACGUCUCAAUGUAAUGGCACAAGAACUUUUCAAAAUAUGCUCCUUUUGAUCUAAUUCGCGAAGGCACUGCGCGUAUUUAAUACUUAUCUUUAACUUUAUCAUUUCCUUUAAAAAUCAUCAAGAAGAACUAAUAAUGAAAAGAUAGCAUUUUCAAUUAAGAUUAUAAAGGAAAAUUAUUGAAAACGAAUUUAUAUUGAUAAAAAAAAGUAAUAUUUCGAAAAUGUUUAAAUAGGAACAUCAUGGUAAAGUGCAUAUUCUAAUAAUUUGUAUAAACGAAUAUAUAAAUGAAAAAGGAUAUUCAGUAAAAAUUCUAUAAUAGAAAUGAAGAGUUGUUUCUUGAACAAAAAAAAAGGAAAACACACGCUAAUUGGGGGGAAGAAAGACGCAAAAGAGAUAAACUUAUUGAACGAGAAUUUUUCUUGUUAGGAAAUAUUCCGAAUUAGAAACUAUUUGUAAAUACAGAAAUAUUGAGAAAUUACAUAAAACAAGAAAGAAAAAAUACUGUCAAUUAGCAAGAGAAAGAAAAACACAAAUUAGUAGGUUUAAAUUUGAGAUGAUACUUUAGGAUUUUCAUUUAUUCCGCUUUCCUUUUCAAAAUCUCUUUCUUAAUAUUACAUACUUUUUCCCUAUGAAUCAUAAGAACUUUUUGAGAAAUUUAUUUUAUCAUUUGAUUUUUAGAACCUUUGUUCGUGAUGAUUUUAAAUUUUUUUCAAAUAUUAAUAAAUAACUCUUGCUACAACACUCAAAAACCCUAAAAGGAUAGAAAACUCAGAUUUAGAGAAACCAAUUUAGUUUUCUUUCAUAAAAUUCCAUAAAUUUUCUGGCAAACUUUCUUCUUCUAGUAAACGAGCUUAUUUUUAUCUCACCGUGAAGAUAAAAGCUACAUUUCAAAGUAAAAACCAAAAUAACAGAUUUUAAAUAAAAUAAGAUGCAACUGGUGUUAAUUGCGAAUACAAAAAAAACACGUAAAAUACAUAAAAUUAUAUUAUUAAAGUUUUAUCUUUGUAAACAAAUGUGACUAAGAGCAGCUCGAGAAACAGAGAAAAAAUAUAUUUGACAAAGAGAUUGUAAAUUUAAAAAAUAGUGUGAAGAUUUAUCAAAUUUCAGAAACUUUAUAAGCC
Messenger RNA from Phlebotomus argentipes, 9099 nucleotides. RefSeq names its product sodium channel protein 60E (gene NaCP60E). The record is from RefSeq and is a predicted model, not a curated record. Gene Ontology annotation, cellular component: plasma membrane; voltage-gated sodium channel complex. The coding region runs from base 16 to 7473 and encodes 2485 amino acids. NCBI's taxonomy places the organism in Eukaryota, Metazoa, Arthropoda, Insecta, Diptera, Psychodidae. Gene Ontology annotation, molecular function: voltage-gated sodium channel activity. Gene Ontology annotation, biological process: sodium ion transmembrane transport; neuronal action potential; membrane depolarization during action potential. The transcript is spliced from 29 exons.